Molecule: messenger RNA, 1454 nt
Organism: Paralichthys olivaceus (Japanese flounder)
Lineage: Eukaryota; Metazoa; Chordata; Actinopteri; Pleuronectiformes; Paralichthyidae
Source: RefSeq, a predicted model, not a curated record
GUCUGUGUCAGGUGAGAAAUGAAAUCCUCGGGCGGGAACAUCAGGCAGGUAGACAAGCUAACGGCUAACACACAGACAUGAUGGCUUCCUGGGCGGCGGAAGGUUUCGGUGAAAUCGACAGACUCCGAGCUGAGCUGCUGAACGGUGUUGAAGUCGUGACGGACAGACAGCGCGAGGAGGAGGAGGACAUCAGCCACAGGGAAAUUUUGACCCGUAUUGAAAACAUCAUCCUAGGAAUAGUGACCAGUCUGUCCAAAGAUGAGGCUCCUUUCCUGGCACUGCCCAACAGAUCCAGCUGGGCCAACGUCAGUUUUCACAGUGCCGUCGGGCUUCAAAUGAGUUCAGGAAGUUCCAUCAGCACCAUUAGGAGCGACUGUCCUUCGUCUGUCACUAAAUUUGGACAAAUUCUCAAGAUUCUCUCUGUCAUCUACAAACUUGUGCAGAGCAACUCGUACGCUACAAAAAGAUUUACCAAUUGUUUCGACAGAGACAUCUAUUACAACAAUACACAGCUGUUUGUUUCACAGACAACUGUCGACAGUAUUGUUGAUGAUAUCUCCUGCAUGCUAAAGGUUCCUCGCAGAUCUCUUCAUGUGUUGGCCACGUCCAAGGGAUUAAUCUCAGGUGAUCUGCGUUACAUGGAGGAGGACGGCACAAGGAUUGACUGCCACUCAAGCUCUGCUUCUGUUGCAGUUUCAUCAAACAUUGCUGGGAUUAGAAAUAUUGUAUCAUCUGCAAAAUUUGUCCUGAUAGUUGAGAAGGAUGCAACUUUCCAGAGACUCCUGGAUGACGACUUCUGCACAAAGCUCUGUCCCUGCAUCAUAAUCACAGGUAAAGGUGUGCCAGAUGUGAACAGCAGGUUGAUGGUGAGGAAGCUUUGGGACACACUACACAUCCCCACCUUUGCCUUGGUGGAUGCUGACCCUCACGGCAUUGAAAUCAUGUGUAUCUACAAGUACGGAUCAGUGGCCAUGUCGUUUGAGGCCCACAGUCUGACCGUCCCCAGCGUUAUGUGGCUAGGCCUCCUCCCCUCUGACCUCCAGAGGUUGCAGGUUCCUGAGGAUGCCCUGAUCCCACUCACCAAGAGAGAUGAAAGCAAACUCGGUAGUCUUCUUAAAAGGCCGUACUUGAGCAGCCAACCAGACUGGCAAAGAGAGAUGGAACUGAUGCAACAGACUAAGGUCAAGGCUGAAAUACAGUCCCUGGCAACCAUAGCUCCUGAUUUCCUCACCAGCAUCUACCUGCCCAACAAGCUGCAUUACGGAGGCUGGAUAUGAGUGCAAUGCCGACACCUAGAGGAGGAGAAAGUGAAGAGCUGAAGUAGGUUGGAUAACUAAAGAAAGAUCUAACCUUUUCAGAACAAUAAAUACUCAUCUGUGUUUGUUAGGUUUGUAAUGUGUGAAUAUUUAUCAGUGAGUGUGAUUGUUUAUUUUAUUGUUCAUUAAAACCCCUGC